CGUCGCCAUCGCCAGCCUGGGCUCACCUUACAUAGCCGCAAAAUUCAAAUUUGAACUUCAGUCAAGUGUCAAAGCUCAAAGGAUUAACAUGUCCUUGCGGCUGCAGCAUGAGAACUGGUAGCCACAAGCCAGUAGUGCAGAGACCAGAGAUAGAACAAAUUAUUCAUCCAUCCUGUGGCCAAAAGGGAACACAGACACAUCAUUCGAAACGAAAGAUCCUGCAGAGUGCCAAUUAACGAGAGAGCGUUUUUUUUGAAAAGAAAUACCUGCACGGGAAGGAGCGAACAAACAUGGCACCGCAGCAACAAAACUCGACAUUCAUCGAUGAUAAUCUGGACAGCUGUCCAUCGCUACUGAAUCUCCCCGAAAGCCCCAUACUGCCCACCAGGCGAUGUCAAAAUCAAGGCACCAACAACCAUAAGCAGCACCAUAAUAAGCAGGUUGCAUUUGAGGAACGUUUGGUGGACGCAGCACUGCCACUAGCACCACCCGUGAUGCCACCACCAACAUGCAAAAAUAAACACAGCAAGGGAAGCGGAAACGGUGGCCCGGCCAGUCGACGCCAUCGUUCCAUUUCCCUCUAUGGCGUUAAUAGCACUGUGGAGCAAGGCCAUAAGGAAAUCCCCAUUUGGAUGGACGAUGGCGAGCCGCGAUACGUAUCGGGUGUUACCAACAAAACCACAUGCAAUGACAUAAUCAAGGCCCUGAUUGAUGACGAGCUGAGCAACGUUGUUGGCACUGGGCAACACUGCAGCAGUGAUGAUGCCAAAGAUGGCGGCCAGAGGGCAACAGCUACUACAAAGGAAACGGCGGCGGCGGUGGCAGCGACAUCGACGGCAGCAGCAUCGCGUGACUACAGCGAUUACAUUAUAACGGAAAGUUGGGGCGGCAUAGAGCGAAGCUACGACGGCAACAUGGCCAUUUUGCCCGUUUGGCGCGCUUGGAGCCGUGUACACAAUGAGCUGCGCCUGUCGCUCAAGCAUCGAGACAACUUCAGGGAUCCCAUGACGCUGCAGUUGAUGCCACAUGCUCCGCCAAGUGGCAGCUUUUCGAUGAUCAAGUGGCUAAAGAAGCUCCUGCAUCUGAGCAAAAGCAAAAAGAAUAUGCCAAAGCCCACAAAUACUCCUCCCAAAGUGCCCAACAAGACAAAGGAUAGAUGUCUGCUCAACAAAAAAGGCAAAAGACAAGCGGCGGCCGAUGAGCUGCUUCUGGCCAUCAUGCCGGAUCAAUUGUACAGUGCCACGGGAAACUGUUCGAAGGGCAAGCUUUAUAAACUCGCUGAAAAUCGGGUCGCCAAGCAGCGCCGUCGUCGACGACCGACUCUGGCCACAGCAACAGAAACAGCAGCCGCGGCAGCGAAUCCUCCAAACGAAUUCAAUAAUAACGUGAACUAUAAUUAUAUACGCAGGCGCAAGGAUCGACCGUUGCGCAACAGUGUUCGCAAUAAGUUGGCAUCCCUGCACGCUGACAUGAACGUUCGCUACGAAAGGGAGUACGCGCUGACACGUCAACUGUCUGAGAAGUGCCGGAUGUAUAGGAUUCAGAACGAACGCUAUAGGCGGCCGGAAAUGGAGGUCUCCGUGGGACAGCUGCAGCAAAACAUCGAAGCCUAUGCCGAGGACAUAAUCAAAACGGAGCACGAGCUACUCGACCUGAAGAACGAAAUGAGACACGACAUAUCCCUGAUCAAUAACCUUAAGCGAAUGACUCUCGAGGAGACGGCAGCCGAAUAUUGCUGCGGUGUGGGCGUGGCAGCAUCGAAAGAAGAACAACAACAGAAACGAGAAACACCUCAUGUUGCUAAAAAUGCAAACGAAAUGCAAUUUGUUGAUAAUAUUUAUGAGUUUUGCGACAAUAAUGCAAGCAUGUUGGUUUAAUUAUACAUUUACGUAUGUACAUACAUAUUUAGUUCGAUCUUGUUAAGUUUUCUACCAAAUAAAAUUAUAUUAUAUUUACAACUAUCAUUUUUAAAUACAAUUUUUGCAUGGGAAAAUUUAAAUUUAAUUUCAAAGUUCCAGUUCAAAUUUCCGUUUUCUUCGAGCGAUAUCUACCGUGGUGUGAGAUUUCCGAGUGGGUACUUUAUAUAAUUUUGUAAAUAUUUUU
Molecule: messenger RNA, 2103 nt
Organism: Drosophila miranda
Lineage: Eukaryota; Metazoa; Arthropoda; Insecta; Diptera; Drosophilidae
Gene: meru
Exons: 5
Coding region: 291-1877 (528 amino acids)
Source: RefSeq, a predicted model, not a curated record